Pseudophryne corroboree (corroboree frog) is the source of this 2595-nucleotide messenger RNA. Its product is annotated as zinc finger protein OZF-like. Gene Ontology annotation, biological process: regulation of transcription by RNA polymerase II. The record is from RefSeq and is a predicted model, not a curated record. The coding region runs from base 337 to 1863 and encodes 508 amino acids. The transcript is spliced from 6 exons. Gene Ontology annotation, molecular function: RNA polymerase II cis-regulatory region sequence-specific DNA binding; DNA-binding transcription factor activity. Lineage: Eukaryota; Metazoa; Chordata; Amphibia; Anura; Myobatrachidae.
UUGCGUUUCAUCUUACUUUUGGCCUGUGCGUUUCACACACAGGAAGUGAGUUUUCAUCAAUCGCUUCAGCCCCCCCUUUGUUCGUCGACUCGAGACCAGAAUUACACAGUAGUGAAGAAGACAUCCCGUGAGUGUGAGACACCCAGCAGCCGUCCCCGUUUGUCAGGAGGACUGAGCAGGACCCAGAGCCACAUCACGGUGCCUCCACCUCACUCACUGAUACAUGAGAGGCACAAUGACCAGAAGAUCCUGGAACUCACCAACAAGAUCAUUCAGCUAUUGACUGGAGAGGAGGGGGAGUAUAUAGAGGAACACAGGGGUCUGUACAAGGACGUAAUGGAGAAUCAUCGGCCCCUCACAUCACUGGAUGGACCCAGUAACAGAGAUACCCCAGAGAGAUGUCCCCGUCCUCUGUAUUCCCAGGAUUGUACAGAGGAGAAUCACAGGAUCCCACAGGAGGUUCAGGGUGAAGAUCUCACAAAUAUAAAGGUAGAAGGAGAAGAAGAGACGUAUGUGACUGAUAUGAAGGAAGAAGAUAUAGAGGAAGAAGAAGAAGAAGAAGAAGAAGAGACGUAUGUGACUGAUAUAAAAGCAGAAGAUACAGAGGAAGAAGAAGAAGAGACGUAUCUGACUGAUAUAAAGGUAGAAGUUAUAGAUGAAGAAGAAGAAGAGACGUAUGUGAGGGGUGAUCAGCAGUGUAAGGAGGAGGAAAUCCCUACAGAUAUCAGCACAGAUGGAGGCACAAUCAGGAACGCCUUGGCGGGAGAUCUCACCUUGUCUUCAGAUAUUAAAAUAGAAGAUGACAUCACGCAGGAUUUUCCAAGAGACAACCCCAUUAUGCUAAAUAUAUCAUCCAAUCCCUCUAAUUAUGAUUACUGUUCUCCUAAUACCUCAGCUUUUGUUACACACAGUGCAGCUCAUACACCUGAUAAAAUAUUUCCCUGUUAUGAGUGUGGAAAGUGUUUCACACACAAAUCACGUCUUGUUAUACAUCAGAGAAUACACACAAGUAAAACACCAUUUUCAUGUUCUGAGUGUGGGAAAUGUUUUACACAGAAAACAAGUCUAGUUACACAUCAGAGACGUCACACGGGUGAAAAGCCAUUUUCAUGCUCUGAGCGUAGGAAAUGUUUUACACAGGAAUCAGGUCUUGUUAUACAACAUAUAAGUCACACAGGUGAGAGGCCAUUUCCCUGCUUUGAGUGUGGGAAAUGUUUUACAGAGAAAUCAGGUCUUGUUACACAUCAGAGAAGUCACACAGGGGAGAUGCCAUUUUCAUGUUCCGAGUGUGGGAAAUGUUUUACAUUUAAAUCAGAGCUUAUUAGACAUCAGAGAAGUCACACAGGCGAGAGGCCAUUUCCAUGUUCUGAGUGUGGGAAAUGUUUUACACGGAAACAAGAACUUGUUAGACAUCAGAGAAGUCACACAGGCGAGAGGCCAUUUCCAUGUUCUGAGUGUGGGAAAUGUUUUACACUGAAAUCACAUAUGGUUAGACAUCAGAGAAGUCACACAGUUGAGAAACCAUUUUCAUGCUUUGACUGUGGGAUACAUUUUACAAACCAAUCAGAUCUUGUUAAACAUCAGAGAAGUCACACAGGGGAGAUGCCAUUUUCAUGUUCUGAGUGUGGGAAAUGUUUUACACGGAAACCAGAACUUGUUAGACACCAGAGAACUCACACAGACGAGAGGCCAUUUCCAUGUUCUGAGUGUGGGAAAUGUUUUACAUGGAAACUAGAACUUGUUAGACAUCAGAGAACUCACACAGGUGAGAGGCCAUUUCCAUGUUCUGAGUGUGGGAAAUGUUUUAAACUGAAAUCACAUCUGGUUAGACAUCAGAGAAGUCACACAGGCGAGAUGUUCUGAGUGGGAAAUGUUUUACACUGAAAUCUCAUCUUGUUAUACAUCAGAUUUCACACAGCAGAAAAGCAUUUCUAUGAGCUGAUUUAAAACGUUAUUUGAGCAAUUUGAGUUAACCAUUCGCAGACAAUUGGAAUGGAUGACCUAUAAGACUGGAGUAGAUCACUCGGUUGAAACUAAAGCUGGGUACUUACUAAGCAAUGUGUUCCCAGCACAAUAUCGCUGUCGACGGGACCCUGCAUGUGGCAAGUGUAGGAGAGAGCUACAUGACAUGAUGAAUUCUGCAGCAUGUAAUCGCUAGUGACAUCCCCCAUUGGCCUUGCUGCAGGGAUGUUGCUAUUGGCUCGCAGGAGUGUGCAUAUCAUCGGUACACACUAGACGAUGUUCCCGAUAUGUUGCUCUGAUCCGCAGGAUGGGGCGACAUCAUCUAGUGUGUACCCAGCUUUACUGUGUUCUGUUUAUUUUGUUAGUAAUUGGCCUCACUCUCCACAGGAAUAACAGACCACAUUGUUACAUAGCGUCUACAUUUUAUACAUUGCAGUCAAACACGUAAAAGAUAAAAUGCAUUAUUCAUUUUCUAAACAGAUUUUAUUAGUUUAUUUUGGAAACUCUUCUUCUUUGUUGCUUUGGAUUAACGGCGAUUCAGAAACCACAAAGUAGUUCUUGGUUGUGGUUAGAAAAAAGUAAAUGUAUUUGUGUUUUUUUGCAAUUUAAUUAAAAAAAAUUGUGUUUUCUUGG